AUGUGCUGGCUCUCCCUAUCGAGCCCAGUACUGGUGCUUGUCGGCUCAAGCCCAAUGCAAAAGCAGUCUUCUCCUGAUGCUCCUCCUGCCUACGAAGCGGUGUCCUGCUCCUCCCAUUCACGCUCUUUGUCUUUGGCAACGAUUGCGCACACGCAGAGAAGAGUGACAGCGCACAUCACACUCACUGUGCCGUCCAAUCAGAAAACAAUUUACGUACUCAUCAGUCUCACUGUCCGACUGGUAGCCCACGAGUCCCUCGUACACAACAAUGGCGCUUUUGAACAGAGCUGCCCCGUUGAUAUUCCAGUACGACUACCUAUACCUCCUCGUCUGGCACUGGCACCCGGCAGAAAGUACACAUUUGAUGCUGAGCUUCCAUCUUCUAGCAGCAUGCCGCCCAGCGUACAGCUGCCCGAUGCGAGGCGUAGAUACAAGCUCUGCGUCUGCGCCAAGACCUUGCCCGCCAAUUGCACAGAGACCUGGCUAUCCACCUUGUUGCAAGCAAGAUCGCUCGCCGACUGUACAGACCUGCUCGUAGUUCAGACGCAUGAACUCGAGUCGGUUCACUUUUCGGAUGUAAAGUAUCUGACGAUCGACCGACUUGGGCGUAUAUGUAUCUCGAUCUCUCGAUGGCCCUGGACUAUCGGCGAGAGCACCACGCUCAACAUCUCAUGCGACAGUCUGGUGGGCGGAGCGCAGAUCACCAAGAUCGACGUCAGUUUGGUUCAAGACUGUCACAUUCAUUUGCGCUGCUUGGCAAGGUCCACGUCUGCUAGGCAGCAAAAGCGUAGGCAGAGCUGGAAGCUUGCGUCCGUGUCUCUACCAGCCACCUCUUGUACCAAUCGAACUGCAGCACAAAAGGCGCAAUGCUUGGUUGCUGCUGCUAACGCGUAUCAAGUCGAGCUCGAGAUUCCGGAUCAAGUCGGUCUGCAACCUUCGGUGCCAGGGUCGACAGACUCGCGGAUAUGCGUAUCUCAUCUUGUUGAACUGACGAUCGACUUUCUCAACGCAUCGCACCAGACUUGUUCUUUCACCUACAGGCAGCCUAUCAUAGUAGCUCACUCGGAGGCCACGCACCACAGUUUCUCUGAUGUCCUGCCGGCAUAUGCCGCAGCGGAUCCAACACAGCCUUUACAGCACCAAUUUGGCAUCCGGUAUCCAUAA
Mycosarcoma maydis (corn smut) is the source of this 1164-nucleotide messenger RNA. RefSeq lists its product as uncharacterized. The transcript is spliced from 2 exons. Lineage: Eukaryota; Fungi; Basidiomycota; Ustilaginomycetes; Ustilaginales. The record is from RefSeq and is a predicted model, not a curated record. The coding region runs from base 1 to 1164 and encodes 387 amino acids.